AUGGCCACAGGCACUACCUGGCCACUGCUCCGGGACGGGACCCACGUCUUCGCAGACCCACGCAGACUCCACCAGCGGAGCUGCCAGCAAGCCACGGCGGUGCCAGGGACCCCAAACACCUCCACACGCCCCCCGAAGGGGGAGGGCAGGCAGCCCCCCGCUGCCACCGGCUGCCACCGUACGAAGUUCGGCAACGUCCCUAGACUGUCCCCGAAGUCCCCAAAGCCACUCACCGGGGCCGGGGCGGAGGGGGUGGGUGGUGGUCGGGAGCCCCAGGAGCAGACGAGGAUAAGGCCCCGGCGCCGCCAGCGGCAGGGGAAGGCUCCGCAGCCCUCCGCCGGAGGGCUCCAGCCCCGGCAAACGAAAGCAAAAGUCGGCAGCGGCGCAGCCCACGGCAGCUCCACGCCCGCCCGUGACACACCCCGCGGGAGGCAGGCAGCACCCCGCGGGAGGAAGCACCCCGAGGGAGGAAGCACCCCGAGGCAGGCAGCACUCCGAGGGAGGAAGCACCCCGAGGCAGGAAGCACCCCGAGGGAGGAAGCGACCCGAGGGAGGAAGCGACCCGAGGCAGGCAGCACCCCGAGGGAGGCAGCACCCCGAGGGAGGAAGCACCCCGAGGGAGGAAGCACCCCGAGGCAGACUGCAGCACCCCGAGGGAGGAAGCACCCCGAGGCAGGCAGCGCCUCGAGGGAGGAAGCACCCCGAGGCAGGCAGCACCCCGAGGGAGGCAGCGCCCCGAGGGAGGAAGCACCCCGAGGCAGGCAGCACCCCGAGGCAGACUGCAGCACCCCGAGGGAGGAAGCACCCCGAGGCAGGCAGCGCCUCGAGGGAGGAAGCACCCCGAGGGAGGCAGCGCCCCGAGGGAGGAAGCACCCCGAGGCAGGCAGCACCCCGAGGCAGACUGCAGCACCCCGAGGGAGGAAGCACCCCGAGGCAGGCAGCGCCUCGAGGGAGGAAGCACCCCGAGGCAGGCAGCACCCCGAGGGAGGAAGCACCCCGAGGCAGGCAGCACCCCGAGGCAGGCUGCACCCCGAGGCAGGCAGCACCCCGAGGCAGGCAGCGCCCCGAGGCAGGCUGCAGCCCGAGGCAGGCAGCACCAAGGCUGCCCCGGGGGCUGCGGGCGCGGUCCUGGCGCCUCGGGAGCGCGCUCGGGAAAGCGGAAAACAAGAGAGAAAAAAACCAACAGCGACGAAAGUAUUUCCACGAACCAGGGUGCUCCGGAGGCAAGAGCAAAGGACCGAGCCCGUGCCCCAGCAGCAGAUCUUGCCACCACGCAGCAGCGGGAAAGCUCCCAGCCGGCUGGAGGUGGAGGAGCAGGAUCAGAACCGGGCACGACCAGGACGGAGCACCCCUGGGCUCCGCUCACCCCAGCCCGAUUCGGGAGAAGAAGAAAAGAAAGAGAAAGAAAGAAGAAGGAAAGAAGAAGAA
This is a messenger RNA of Indicator indicator, 1428 nucleotides long. RefSeq lists its product as uncharacterized. The transcript has 5 exons. The annotation marks the transcript as partial. Lineage: Eukaryota; Metazoa; Chordata; Aves; Piciformes; Indicatoridae. The record is from RefSeq and is a predicted model, not a curated record.